Messenger RNA from Aspergillus calidoustus, 438 nucleotides. Lineage: Eukaryota; Fungi; Ascomycota; Eurotiomycetes; Eurotiales; Aspergillaceae. The record is from the annotation of a GenBank genome assembly.
AUGGAUUCACCACGAAGGGCGCGGAACCGGGCCGCCUGCAAACGCUGUCAGAAACGGAAAAUCCGCUGUGAUGGCAAUUUGCCUACAUGCGGCUCUUGCCGUAAGGCAGGUGUGCCUUGCAUCAAUGAUGGGAAGCAGGAAGUUCAUCGCUCGUACAUUGCGAAUAUGGAGAACCGAAUCAAGUGGCUAGAAACCAUUGUCCGCGAUAAAUGCUCUGAUGUCGACCUUGUCCGCGGACCCGAAGGUCUACCAGAUGAUCUGAAUGAGAUAACGCAGCUCGAGACCCCUAUUGAACCAGGCCAGGGUCCUAGUCUCGAUGGUCACCAUUCGUCGCAAACUAGCAUCCACGAAAGAAACGAGCCACAAGCCGAGUCGAAUCCGAGGAUAAUAGUUUCCCGUGAGGAAGACGAUUCACAUUCUCUAUCCAUUCUUGCAUAA